UGAGACAUUUUGGGUUUACAUCAAGAGGGCUAGAAUAUAAAAAAAUCAAGGUAGCAUACUUUUGUCAGAAUUGUAUCAAAACUCACAUUCUGAAGAGGCAUAUAAAUCUUCUGAUGAUGGAUGAUCAAACUGAGAAAUGUGAGAUCAUAUGGAGGACCUGAGCUGGUGGAAGCUAUUUCUUAUGGACAGAGAUUCAGAAAGAAAUGUGCACUCCUUAAUUUUUGAGGUCCAUCAUUUGGUAGUGAAAUCAGGAAACACUUUCCUCCCUCCCCAGGAAAAAAAGGCAAAUCUGGAUUCCUCACUGAAUAACAGUGGCUACUUGAUCAUUUGGAAUCGUCGAAAUGGAAUUUGACAGGAUUUUAUUUUGGGAUAUCAGAGAUAGCCCUGGGCCCUUGAGUCUUCUCACAGAACUAAAUGCCAAAGUGAAAGAAAUGUUUCACCAACUCAGACUUCGAAUACAGGAUUUGGAACAGAUGGCUAAGGAACAAGACAAAGAAUCUGAUAAGCAGAUGUUGCUUGCUGAAGUGGAGAAUCAUCACAAACAGAUGUUAAGCAACCAAACUGCUUGGCGAAAAGCAAACCUGGCCUGCAAGUUUGCCAUAGACAUUAAAGAAAAGGAUGAACUCUUUCGAAGUGGAGAUUCUUCAGUUCGACAACGAAAGAUGACAAAGGAGGGCUUAGUACAGACUGCCAGCAGCAUUACCGAGAGCUUGAUGACAAUCAGCAGGAUGAUGUCACAACAAGUACAGCAGAGCGAAGAAUCAGUGCAGACACUCGCAACAUCCUCAAGAACUGUGCAAGAUACAAAUGAAGAAUUUAAAAACAUGACAGGCACAAUUCAACUGGGUCGCAAGCUGAUCACAAAAUACAAUCGCAGAGAGAUGACUGACAAACUGCUGAUUUUCCUUGCACUGGCUUUGUUUUUGGCUACUGUUGUAUACAUUUUAAAGAAACGCCUUUUUCCUUUUUUAUAAAACUGGAACAAAAAGGCAGAAAUCAAAUGGGCAUUGAAACUGAGAAUUUUGUAAAUUUAUCUAGGUAUUAAGGAAGAUAAAAAAAGUACAAGUUCUGUAUUUGCAUUUGAAUUGAAAUGGAAGCAGAUUAAAAGACCUUUCUAAAUAAUGUUUUAAAAUGUUGAUCAAAAUUCAUAAUUGGAGGUUAAAUAGAUAUUGCAAAGUUAAGCAUUGUUUCCAAGUUUGAUUGUUAUUUGCUUCUGUGCAUUUAGCACUGCGUCUUAAGUUUAAUUCCUUUGACUCUGGUUGAACUGAGUUUUGGAAUGCUACAUAGGCUAUAUUGUACUUCUGCCAAGCCUGGCUAUCUGGAGCCCUGUGCUUUUCAUGUCUUUACCUGGGAAAUGCUGUCUAACAGAACAUAUGGUACUAUUUAUACUGUGGCAACAAUGUAAAGAUUAACAUUUGUAAAAACAAUUGUUUUGUUCAUAUCUAAUCCAAAGUGUAUGUAUAUAAUUAGGGCAGCUACAUUUGCUUGAAUUCAAAAAACAACGUACUCUGCACUUAUUCAUUGAAAUAUUACCCCAGGACUACUCAUUAAAGCUACUUUAUAAACAGAAUGUAUCAUUCAACAAUGUAUCAUCCAUGCAAAGAAACACUAAUGGUUCCUGAUGGGAACAAUUAUUUGCCUUCAUUAUGGUUCAUAUAUUAAUAUACCCUAUAAAUAUUGUCAAAAGUUAAUACUUACUACAGACCUUGGGGCCUGAUUGAAUUAUCAUUCAAUAAAAAAUGUAGUUACUGUCAUUGAGAAUGUUUGCACAUUUAAUCAUUUGAAAAAGAUUUCUUUGAAUAUAAUUAAAUUUGUACAGGUGAUUAAUUUUAUUUUGCCUGUACAUAUGGGACCUGUUGGCUAGUUCAUAAAAACUUUAGAGUAUCUAAUUCAAAAAUCAUUAUUGCAACUUGUUAA
This is a messenger RNA of Mobula hypostoma (lesser devil ray), 1917 nucleotides long. RefSeq names its product vesicle transport protein SEC20-like. The transcript has 6 exons. Gene Ontology annotation, molecular function: SNAP receptor activity. Lineage: Eukaryota; Metazoa; Chordata; Chondrichthyes; Myliobatiformes; Myliobatidae. Gene Ontology annotation, cellular component: SNARE complex; endoplasmic reticulum. The coding region runs from base 342 to 974 and encodes 210 amino acids. The record is from RefSeq and is a predicted model, not a curated record. Gene Ontology annotation, biological process: retrograde vesicle-mediated transport, Golgi to endoplasmic reticulum.